AUGCCAGCACUGAGGGCAUAUUUGUCGCUAGGCCGCAAUUUUGUCGUUGAGGAUUGUCCACCAGGAGAUGCUUUGCAGGUUGUCAGAUGCUUGACUGUUGGAUCUCAGGGUGAGCAGGGAGUCAGCAGUGGUUCGGUAGCCCAAGUGUUAGGUGUUAGAGCUGUCAAUAAGAUCCAUAUGAACAGACUUGCUCCUGGAGCUCGUGCAGUGUGCGACCGUUCACCAUGUCGG
Messenger RNA from Pelobates cultripes (western spadefoot toad), 231 nucleotides. Lineage: Eukaryota; Metazoa; Chordata; Amphibia; Anura; Pelobatidae. The record is from the annotation of a GenBank genome assembly.